AUGGCUACCUAUGAGUACCCUGCUGGCUCUAUGGCGUCCUGUAAGAUUAAUGCUGAAGGUGACCCCCCUCAUGCUUCCUAUACUAAUGCUCCGGCAAUGUCCUGCUAUUAUCAUACCGAGGGGGUACCCCUCCUGCAGUCUACACUGCCGGAUCUGCAGCGUCCGGGUAUUCCCAUAAAAGAGGGUACCCCUCCCACUGAUUGAGCUUCUGUUCUUACAGUGCCCUGCAAUACGCAGAUACUGAGGGUGUCCCCUCCUGUGGACUACUCUGCUGGACCUACAGGGUCCCGUUAUAACCAUAAUGCUGACUACACUGCUGGGUGUACAGACCUCUAUGAUACCACACUGAGGGUGACCCCCUCUUACCUACAGCACUGCUGGAUCUGCAAUGCCCGGUUCUGGUUAUAUGAGGGUGACCCCCUCCUGCCGUCUACACUGCUGGACCGGCAAUGUCUGGUUACUUUAUUAUACGGCUAACCACUUCGGCACUACUAUACCUACAGUGUCCGAUUAUGUUCAGACUGAGGGUGACCCCCUCCCCUGCUGGCCUAUACUGCAUGGUAUGCUUGUGCUUGUUGGGUGACCCCCUCUUGCACGCUGGGUGACCCCCAGCUGGCCACACCAAGUAUCAUUCUGACAGUGUUACCUCUAUGGCAGUUGUGCAAUCAUGGCUGAAGGACAAAUCUCCCGUACCCAGAAGGUCACUUGGCCUGUCCUCUUGCCGCCCCGCUGACCUCACUUCCAGAAACCAUCGGUACCCUACGGGGACACUCCACCGGCCAUCCUAGACGCUACACCAAGCACCCCUGGUACUCUUUGGCUAACGGAUGGAUACAUCAAGAGGAUCAGUCUUCAUGACGGAGUCCGGAAAGGACACCGCAAACACCUGACACGGGGUUUGCACUCUAUCUGGGACUAACCAGUGGAUGUCGGUGACACGCGGACACAGAUGUUUCCUCAGGACGAACGGCGCGUUACCGCUUGGAAAGCGGAGAAGACUAAAUUCCCACUGGGAAUGGACCGAUAUGACUUAUGGGUAUCGCCUAGUUGGUUUCUACCCCUGAGAACCGCAAAACAGCCCCUGUCCAAGCUGGACAUCAAACUGAUGGAUUUAGCAUCCAAGUGCUGGGUCUGCUCUCCGGAGUUACCCUCGUGUACAAAUUGAGCUGACACGUCUCUAUUCAUAGGGUUCCCCCUUAACUAGCCCCAGAGGUCUCUCGGACCGUGCCCGGACUCCAGAUCAAGAUUGCGGAACCUUGGACCGUUCCAUGAGCGAUACGCAUGACCAAAAGAGGCAUCCAUUCCGACUCAUUCUGCAGUUGCCCUGCUGGGCAAAGGGUACGCUGGAGUGGACUCCCGCCCCAUCCCCACGCUACAUGUUCCGUGCAUAUGUCAUCUGUUGACACAUUUUGAGACGGAGGGCACUCAUCCCCUCUGAGAGCUGCUCGGCGUUGACGAUUGGUUCUCUCCCUCAAAUGCACAUGAGAGAAACCCGCAUGGAUUUUGCCAUCAACAUGGACAUAUUGAAUCUGACUCACUCCCAGUCAACCCAGUUUCCGGUCUUUCAUGGAAUAUUCGGUCCAGGCGGUGCUCCGCCUCCUGAGGACCAAGAUGUCCGUCUUCAAGGAAAAUACCAGGUAUAUGCUCCGCAACCCGCGGGUUACACUUAGGGGCCCAACCCGGUUAAUUGACCAGUGCCUAUUCGCCAUGGAAGCCAUACCUCCAGCCGCUCCAACAUGGCGCUUUCUCGGGUCUUCGGCCUGGUAUGACCAAAUCAUGUGACCUUCGGAUGAAGCUCAUCUAAAACUUAAUUGAUGACUCCGGAGGAGGGACUCCUUUACGCCAACUGCAUGGAACUACCUGCAGGUUUGUUCAACAUUCACAGUAUUGCUCGCUACCUUCCGGCAUGGACUUCUCACCGGUUGCCCACUAUGGACUGCAGUCGGAUCUCACAUAGGAUCGCUAUCUAUAGCUUCUGGACAAGUAUUCGUCAUUUGUGACAGAAUGUAUGCGGGACGAGACACUCAUGCGGCGGACGGCUUCACCCAACCAUGGAGAGACCCCAAUGAUUGGUUGCCUCACCCUCCAGGGUCUCGAGUACUGGCAUGAUUACAUUCGGUGCGAACUGCCAUACGGAGCGGUUCUCCAACUGGCUGCCAGACCCUCAGCGAGGCGAGGGACGAGUUUUCCAAGCUUGGUCUCCUUCGGGGCGUACGCAUCCCGUUUACCUACAGUAUACUUUGGGUUUUGCUUCAGACCGAAUUCCUGGAAGUGUCAUUUCGCCUGGCCAAACCACUUCGGAGGAGUCCUGCGUGUUUUCCCCUUUUUGCUGGAGUUUGCCAUGGGAAGGCAAUCUACAACUCCCUGUCUCUUAAUGUCCCACGUGGGAUCCACAGGGGUAGCCUGCCACGACUGGUGUUUGGGUCCCAAUGGCGGUCCUUAUCAUGGCUGUCCCCAUUGUCUGGCUGAGUUGCCCUCUCAGGGUAGGAUCGUAUGGGGCCAUUCAUGUCCUAUGUCAGCUAGUGGACGACUCAUGUGCGUUUUCUCAAGAUUCUGGCAUUGCUAAGGAUCUCUUGGGCUGCAGUCUACCAAGAGGAGUAUACCGUACGGGAGCCCUAUCUCUCGCUAUUCCUCAAGUCUAGUGGUAUCGUGUGUUCUGCAUUUCAUUGAGGAAUGACCUGAUGACCAGGUGCACCAGUUUUUUCCGCUUACGGUUUCCCCCCAGUACAUCUUGUAUUUCAUCGCGUUCUGAAGUCAUGGUAUCGACGUCUUCUUGCCGUUCAGUACAUCGGCUUCUGCUCCACACAUAUUUCAUUUUUAUUCAUCCUGUGUGUCGUACCCCUAUUCUCCGGAUAGGCCACGGCUCUGUUGACAGAUUGUACAAGACCAUGUAGAUCCAGGAUCUGGUUCUUUCGUCCGUCUACUCAUGGAUAGCUGUUUAUUUCUGCGUACGGCUGUUUUGGACUGUUUCUGCAUCUUCGCUCGCCCGUUGGAUUUGGUGGAUCCUCUCAUUGACUGACCUUGAGUUCCUCUGGGACACUUUUGGUUCGGGGUGCUGUCACCUCAACAAUUUUGGAAGCCGUUGGGUCCCUUCUGCAUUUUCUCUACUCCGCUGCUUGGUUUAGGGAAUCAGUUUUUCCAUUCUCCUUUAUUUCAGUCCUCUAUCUCGUAUUGCUUCUGGUUCUACUAUUUGGGCGUUAAAAUUGCAAAUAUGAAGCCUCCUGUCCUGCCAUAAAAUUAGGGAUUAUUCUAGCCUCGGUGAGGGAAUAAUCUAAAUUUUAUUAAAGACAGCAGGCGAAUAUUUCCCCCCCUUUUUUUACGUUCCCUCCCUGGAUCUGGGUUUUAUUCUAUUAUAAAUAAUUGGGGAUAUUGUUAUGUUUUGUGAAGGCAUGGUUUUACAUAAUAAAGGUUAUUUCUAAUAUUCAGUGAUGGUUUUACAUAAUAAAGGUUAUUUCUAAUAUUCAGUGAUGGUUGUCCGUGUGCGUUUUAUUCAUCAUGUUUGUGUUGAAAUUAUGUUUCGUCAAUGCCUUUUAGCUUAAGUACAUACUAGGUCUUCAUAAGAUCUGUAGACUUUGUUUGUUUAUUCAUCAGGUAUUAUGGUGUGAAAGUGAUAUUGUAUGGAUAUGACAUCUUGCCUUGACAGUUUACUUUCACAAUGUUUUCUGUUUUCUUGCAGUGUAAUCUGUUUUCUCUCUGGGCUUGACUAUUGUUUCUCUGGAUGUGUCUGCUACAAGGUAGAUUCGUUGGUUUCCUUGCUCUCCUGCUCGACCUCAUCAAAGAAAGUGGAAGUGGAAGAGCCUGCUUAGGGGUUUUAUACUACUGUUGCUUUGUUCUGAUUGGUUGUUUUGAAAAGUUCUGUUAACUGUAUCUUUGCUGCUGGAGGUUUCAGUAAAAGAAGGUAAAGCAAAUAUGAAGCCUCCUGUCUUUAAUAAAAUUUAGAUUAUUCCCUCACCGAGGCUAGAAUAAUCCCUAAUUCUCAGUGAAUUUUACAUUUUAAACCAAAACAGCAUAGACAAAUUAUCAUUUAGUUAAGGUAGAAAGCAAUGGUGAUACUGUAGCACGAACUACAACAUGUUUAUCUGUGAUUAAGGACAUGUUGACAACAACAAAUUGAUAACUUUGUAUGGGUCCCCAGCCCCUCUGUGUUUCACAUAGAAACAUAGAAUGUGACGGCAGAUAAGAACCAUUCGGCCCAUCUAGUCUGCCCAAUUUUCUAAAAACUUUCAUUAGUCCCUAGCCUUAUCUUAUAGUUAGGAUAGCUUUAUGCCUAUCCCAUGCAUGCUUAAACUCCUUUACUGUGUUAACCUCUACCACUUCAGCUGGAAGGCUAUUCCAUACAUCCACUACCCUCUCAGUAAAGUAAUACUUCCUGAUAUUAUUUUUAAACCUUUGUCCCUCUAAUUUAAGACUAUGUCCUCUUGUUGUGGUAGUUUUUCUUCUUUUAAAUAUAGUCUCCUCCUUUACUGUGUUGAUUCCCUUUAUAUAUUUAAAUGUUUCUAUCAUAUCCCCCCUGUCUCGUCUUUCCUCCAAGCUAUACAUGUUAAGAUCCUUUAACCUUUCCUGGUAAGUUUUAUCCCGCAAUCCAUGAACCAGUUUAGUAGCCCUUCUCUGAACCCUCUCUAAGGUAUCAAUAUCCUUCUGAAGAUACGGUCUCCAGUACUGUGUACAAUACUCCAAGUGAGGUCUCACCAGUGUUCUGUACAAUGACAUGAGCACUUCCCUCUUUCUACUGCUAAUGCCUCUCCCUAUUACUUUUCCCCCUUAGUCCCCUGUGAGUCUUUGUCACCCUGUGUGUCUUCUUACUCCCCCCUUUCCACCACCCCACCCCCUCCCAUUCCCCUGGGUGUCCCAGGCAUGCCAGCUAUGACAUGGUGUCAUUAAAUAGGGAGUACAAUUUAUUUUGUUUCUGCAUAACCUGCACAACUUCUCAUUUGCACCUACAUGCUUGACAUUGUGGAAUUUGGCAUUUGUUAUUUGUCCAUUAUUAUUAUAGAAAAAGUAGACCUCAAGUAAGAUUAUUUUUUAUACUAUACAUUUGCUGACAAUUUAAUCAGCAUAAUGCAUUGAUUAAUUGUCUACAAAUCCAAAGGUCUAAAGUUACACAUGUAGUGAAUGACAAACUCAUUUUAAAAUGAAAGUAAUUAAAUGUUUGUCUCUCUCUCCCCUAGGUUUAAUAUAUAUUUAUGAGCAGAAUACAGGACCAUUGGAGUUAUAUAGAUGUGAACUGUGUAAAGGUCAAUUUCCUGAUGUAAUAGAACAUGUGAACGACCUCCGUCACAUUUACAGAUACAUGGUAAGUCUCUUUAUGUACAUGGUACUGUUACACACAGUUUUCACUCCACCUGGCACUGCCAGCUAGCUCUUUCAUUCUUUUAUCAUUAAUGCACACUGGGGGCAUUCAGGGUGAUAGAUCAGUGACUCCAGUGUCAGAGAUCUGUUCUCUUGCCUGCAAGUCUGUACAUUCACUCACUGAAGCCUAUUGGAUAUGAUGCCAAAGUUGGAUGCAUUUAAAGUAGGAGGGUCCUGCAAAUAGAGCUGUGGCACAGUUGGCACUGAUUUUCUUAGUUCACUGCUUGACUGCCAUGGUAUGCGUAGUGUGUGCGCAACAUUGUUUUGUACCUUGGAAAACAGUGACCAGAUCAUGUUUGCAUUGUUUGGCAUUUCCUGUCAACCCAAUAAAUUGAAUACAUUGCUUUAGUAUAUAAUGUUAUUAAUUGUACCACAUUAUCUUGUAGUAGUAUAAAACACACACCACCUUACAAUCAUCACAUGCCAUAUGUGUUGAUUUUAUGUAUUUUAAAAAGUCUUCUUGUGGGUAAAAACCAUUAAUUGGAAUAGUAAUGACCACAAGUGUAAACACAGAUUCUAAAAUAAAAAGUGCAUAGAAAAUAGAAGAACAUGUGGUGGUUUUGUUCCAUCCUGGCAAAGUUCUGGGAGGUGGUCCAGCAGAUACUAGAGAAUGUGUUUUAUAGACCAUUCAAGCUAGACCACUGGCUAUUCCUGUUAUCUAAACCCUCCUGUUAUCUAAGAGACCGUCCCUAGAAAGGCACAACAUUUUUUUCACAAGAUCACCUUAGCGGUCAGGUGGGAAUUAAGAGCUAAUAUGAUAAAAACAGCCCCUUUGGUUGAUGAGUUUCACGCAAACAUAGGAGAAUACCAUUGAAUUGACUAAUUAACAGCUAUGAUCCACAUUGCCCUCCCCUUGGUUUACAAAACAUGGAGGACUCUGCUGGUUUACAAAUGCAGAUUGGGGACUUUGCUGAGAUUUUCCUUUGCAGUGGCAUAGCAGUCCUAGUUUUCCCCUUUAUAUUUUUAUAUACAUUGUUCUAUCGUUUAUCUCAAUUCAUUAAAACAAAAGGUUGUUUGACUAAAAGGCAGAACGAUAUAUCAAAGAGUUUGUUAUUAAGGUAUGGAUGGCGUGACAUAUUUGGAGUGAUUGCAUUGAACAAGGGGACCUGUUUGUUUCCACAUUGAUAUAUGCACAGCUGUGAUUUCUUAUGUGACAUUUCUCUUUAUGAAAAACAAAUAAAGAUUAUUAUUAUUUUUUUCACAGAAGUUCAUAGAAAUUCAUAAUUUAUUCCAAAUUUUGGGAUAAUUUGGAAUGUGUGUUUUAUUCUGCACAAUCUACAAAUUACUACCCAAUUUUCUUACUAGGACAUAUUUAGGAAAGCAAAACCUGCGCAAUUCAGUGAUCAUGUCUUUAAAAAUAAACUGCUGUUUGUUUCUAUUUCUCCUUUCAGAAAAUUCAUCAUGCAAAAGUGCUUAAAAAGUUGAAAGUCCAAAGGCAUUCCUUUGAACCAGAAGAGUUAAAGAAAAUUGUGUUUGAUAUCGAAAGAACAAACGGGAUGAAAAAUCUUAGCGUAAUAUUUUUAUUGAUAUUUGGUUGUAUUUUGAACUCAUUGAUCUGUGUUGUAAGUUUGUAACAGAUAUAAACUGACCUCUUAGGGGCAUACUGUCAAUGUCUGAAUUUCUAGCUCAUUCCAAAUUCCCCUGUGUCAACAGCGUUUACAGCAUGUGUAGUAUCCACACCCCAAUAGAGCUUUGCCGUCAUUGAGUUGUAUGUUCGGUACCAGCAGAGGAGGUUUCAACAUUGUUUUGCUUUGGAUGUUUGAGUUGGGGAGUUACAUUGCGAUCCAAAAAUAUGCUACAACAGCUCAACUUUGUGUUGGUCAACAAUGAAGAUAUUUUAGUAUACCUUAUCCAUAGAGGAAAAUGUCUCAUUAUAUUGAAUUUUUCAAUUCAGAUUUGCAAUUCUUCCCUUUAAUCCUUUUAGGAAUAUUGACCUAAAAAUUGUAUGCUAAGGGCAUUAAAUAUCUUAAAGGAACACUCCAAAGAACAUAAUUAUUACAGCCUGCUGUAAUAGUUAUAGUGCCAUAAGUACCUUGGCACUGUCCUACAAUUAGUAGUUCAACCAUUUUAGUAUGGUUUGACAACUUAUGUAGGUCCUGCUGGGUGCCCAUUGCCACAGUCCUUGCUUCUGAUCUUCACCUUUAGGAAAAUCCAGUUACAGAGCUAAGAAGGAUCAUAUUUGACAAUGCUCAUUUGUUGAGCGCACAAAAAAAAAAUUGAUAUUAAAAUAGAAAUUCACUCUGAAUUCCUGACAAUUCUCACUUUUGUGAUGAACCCUGAUAACGUGAACAUAAUUAGUCCAGAUGUUGUGGACUACAUCUUUUACAGCCAUAAUGCUGGCAAAGCAUCAGGGUAUGUGUAUUCCACAACAUCUGUAGUGCCAAAGGUUACAUACCCCUGGCACAUAUUCUACACCUUCAAUACAUUCUAAAAAGUAGAGGAAUGCAAAAUAUUAACACUAAGUAAACACUAAAUUUUGAAAGUUAAUUAAUGGUUAAAGUCAAAUACAGGUUGGGCCAAAAUUCAGAGUAUGAUUUGACAGGUAAAUAACAUUUUUGUUAGUAGUCCAAUACAAUUACAUAUUAUAACUGAGUCUUGGGAGAUUCAUCAUGGGCAAUUUCACAAAGGAACAUCAAAUUAGCCAGAGAAAAAAUGUAUUUAUUCAUCAACUUAUCAUGUGUGAUGAAGCUCAUUUUCAUACAUUUGGUGCAGGAUGACCUUGUAGGAAGUUAUCAGGCAGAAAUUCGAGUGUUAGACUAUCAACAAUUAACUAAUGUUAUGAACAACGCAAAUUAAGCUUAUUUCAAAGAUGUUAUCUUUUGUACCUAGUCAAAGAAAUCUCCAUAUGUUAAGCAUUCAUUGUAUGUAAUACCAUUGAAAUUGGUUCAUUAACAAAACAGUUAUUGAUUCCUCAAUCCAACUCUGAAUUUUGACCCCCCCCCCCAUUCCGAACAAUUCAUACUUUAGUAAAUAAUUCUGUUGGCUACCAUUUUUUAUUUUUUUUUUAUUAACUAUUAUUACCGUAUAUAGUGGUUUUUAUUUUAUGCAAACUUCUGGUAAUAGGAAAUUUGCAUUUUGGCUAUUUUAUUGUGUUGGUUUUUUUUUUUGUUAGAUUUAUGCAGACGACUCUUUGUGGAUGGGAGGAAUAUUUGACAGUAAGUGCUUUCAUUAUAAGCAAUAUGGGGGUUGUUUUGUAUUUUUGUCUUUUCUGGUUUUGAGUGUACUUGCCAUUUUCUUUAGUAAUAUUAAUAUUAGUUAUGUGCUCAAUAUGUUUUCAUUUAUCUGUUUUCAAAGCAUUCCUCUGCACUUUUAAGCUUAUAUAUGUGAUUUUUAUUUGAGCAGUGGGGAUUUUUAUUAAAAGCCAUAGAGUGCUAGAAAUAAAUUAAUCCAGCUGCUAUAUUAAAAGGCCCAACAGAGGCUUAGGAAUAAGUAAUCAAGUGUAUAUAUUAAAAGACGCAGAGGCCUAGAAACGAGACACAGAAACCCAGGAAUAAGUUUGAUUGAAAUUCAAAUUAGCAGGAAACUUUUACCGUUUAGAUGAAACCGAUGAAGGUUAGAAGGGGUUAUAUCCAUAUAUAUGAUCUGUAUGUGCCUGCCCAGCCUGCAGGACAUAGGGUGAUGGCAUAAUCUUUCUACUCCUAGGGUCACUGCAAGUAAAUCCAUGGGAAAGUACAAGAUAGUUGCUAGCCAGUCUCAUAUUAACUCUUUCAGCCAUGGAAUGUUAGUCAAUGUUCUAUUAUUCCUUGUAGUCCAUAUGCUCUGUAUGUGCAUGUCCAGCCUGCUACCCCUUGGUCACUGAAGAAAACAGGAUGAUAGCAUAACUUUGCUAGCCCCUGGUCACUGCAGGAAUUAUGGAAUGGCAUGAUCAUGUUAGCCCUGGGAUCACCGCAAGUAAAAACACUUGUCACUAAAGGGGUCUCUCCAGGGGGUCACCUUUGCACAGGUCCGUGUACUGAAGGGGGUCACCUUUGCACAGGGCCGUGUACUGAAGACUUCACAAAGAAGAGAGGCUGAACUCCCUUGAGGGGAAGGUAACAACCCUCAGGUAAACCAAAAAGAGCACAGCUAUAUAGGGCCCUGGGAUGAAGCACCUAUGACAAGGAGGGGUGCAAAACAAAGGAGUUGGCUAGACUUCCAAUUUUUUUCCCUGAUUGCUUUGUUAAUUUUCACUUUUUUCAGCAGUAAGGGGACUGCCUGUCAAUUUAGGCAGUCCCCUGCAGGCAGCUGCAUAGGCAGCUAUGCCUGCCAUGUGAUCGGUCUUUGAGACUGACCACAUGGCCCUCAGGGGCCUUAAUUGCCGAAUGGGGGCUGUCCAGCAGUCCCUCCCAGAAAUGGAUUGCGGCAGAGGUGAGUAGGAGCUGGGCGCUGGGGCGAAAAAACCAUUAGGGCGUUCUAACGGCGUUAACGGGUAAUGAAGUGAUUUUGGUGUAUAUAUCAUGCCUCUGCGUUCUCACUUCUCAUUUACCUGCCAUUUAAAUGCUUCCUAUUGAUCCCCCCAAAUCUUUUUAGACCCUGGGACUGAUGCAACUUACCGUAUUUUUAGAUGUGUCGUUCCUGCUGAGUCUUUUACAACGCCAUCAUCUUAAAGUAUCUAAGAUGGCAGUACUCAGAACUGCAGUCCACUGUCCUUCCCUGUGUGCGUGUGCGAAAUCAUGCACUUGCCCUUUGUUUACACAGACCUCAGCUGACUCUUAUGAUCAUGCGAGAGUUAAUACUGAGUAUCUGUGAUGCGCCAUUUUGCAAGUAAUGCGACUCUGGAGAGAGGAGAGUAUUGACUUGACAUCCAAUGAGAAAGGACAUGCAGCAUAAUUAAAGCUCCACGCUUUGUCAACUAUUGUCCCUACUUUUCCAGUGUAUAACUUUGCAAAUAAACAUCAAUAAAAAAAAAAAAAGACAGAUCCUUUAUUUCACUUUGUUUAUUCAGCCCUAACUACACCUCCCCUGGCUGAAACUCACACAGUCUCCCUGCACACUUCCUGAAAGAGUCUGAAAUUUGUUUUUGCAUCCCUUGCAUCGCAUAGUUUGUGGAUGUUUAGAAAUUCCUUUCACCUGCUAUGUUAACGUGCUAGAGCCUGCAGCAACGUCAUUUGUGUUAAUAAAGUUAAAUUAUUAGAGCAAGAGAUAAGAACUGCUAAAGUAAACACACUGUACUGUAAGACUUGAUGAAACAACUCUCCCCAAAAAAGUAUAACUGCAUUAGUAUAGGGAUGUUUUUUCUCCAUAGGGACAAGUAACCUGACAUUUUUUUAAAAAAAUUACAUGGAGUCUGUGUUAGUCACAUCCAGUAGAGAUGUCUAGGGCUGCAUGAACAGAAACAAAAGUGAUUUAACUCCUAAAUGUCAGAAACGUUAAUAGUAAGGCCAUAAAGGCAUGAUCUAGACACCAAAACCACUUCGUUAUAUAUUUGAAUUUUCGACAAUUCACACGUUUGGAAAUAAUGCUGCAGUGAUGUCAGAAACAAUUUUUAGAGGAAACUUACUUCACUUUGUUUGUUUUUUUGAUGAGUGUCUCAUUUUUAGUUGUUCUUCUUAUAUUUUUAAUGUAGAAAUAGUUUCACUUGACCUUGGCAGGGCUCAAAUUGUUUUGGUGUUUGUACAGCCAAAUUGGUAACUGGCCAAUUUUCUGUCCAAGGCCAUCUGGGAUUUCCUGAAAAACACAUUUCUCAGUUUUAUCUUAGUUAAAAGUCUCAUGUUUAAAACGUCUGUAAAAUAUUGCAUAUUCUAUUCACAUUAGAUAUGGGUGCCUGGAUUGACAUAAGUAACAGAUGGUAUCAAGAAGUCACAUGACUUUUUGUCUGAGAAUUCUGGAAUGUGGUUCAGAACCAAUAGGAAUCAUAUCAAUGUUCUUAUUUGAUUGGUCUAAAUACACAAACAAAGGGUUUGUCACGUACAUUCUUUAUUUAAGUGGAGUGUUGGUGGUACGUUAGGAAAAAGGUACUUCUCUGAAUUUAAGGACAAUGUUUAUCUGUCUCCCUUCCCGAGGCCAGCUAUUAACAUCUGCUGUUGAACAUCCAUCAUGCUGUAACAUACUUUGCGGUUUUCUUAAAUAUUAGUAAUUGUAAGCCAAAUAAACGUGAAGAUAAGGUAAGCCUGAUGCGUAUUGAUGUUUGUAACUGGCACACAGCAGUAUUAUUUUAUAUAUAUAUAUAUAUAUAUGUGUAUAUAUAUAUAUAUAUAUGUAUAUAUGUGUGUGUGUGUGUAUAUGUGAAAAAAAAUCAGCACUCCCAGGGUAGCUUUCUUAGGAACUUCUUUUACUAAAAAGUGUAACAGUCAACAUUUCAGUUCCAUUCAGGAACUUUCAUCAGGACAACCACAAGUGACAUACUACAAAACAAACAUUUAAAUUAGCAGAAAAUCAAUUACUCACAUUUCCGCUGUAGGGUGGGCUGGCAUUCCGGCUCCCAGAGCACAGAACCGGAUACUGAAAUCAGCUGUCUGCAUGAUCAUUUCAGUGAAGUAAUCUAUCCCCAUAGAAACCGGGAUGCAGAUGCGCCGAUCAACACUCCCGUGCUGUCAAUCGUCGCAUAAUUAUAGUGGGCAGAUUUCAUAAAUGUAUAAAACAUUUUACUUUGGAGAAGAAGAAAAAAAAAACACAAAAAAUAUAUAAAUAAAUAUAAAUAUAUAUAUAUAUAUAUAUAUCUCCAAUCAGCCAAAGAAGAUAAAUAUAUAUGAUAGGAGAAAGGGAUUUUUCUAUAAUGUCCUUGCAUAACUGAUCUCCAUUUUCUUGUCAUAAUGCCAUGGUAGUAGUUAUUUUAAAACUGAUAUAAUGAUUGCUGCAUAUUUAGGGUUUGCAUGCAAACAAAACAUUAUUUUUCUCUUGUAUAAUCCGCAAUUCUUUGGCCAAGUGUAAACCUCUGAUGGCUUUGAUAGUACAAACAAUACGAAAUGCAUGUGUAUAUGCAUUUUUUAUUCUUCAUUUUUCUUAUAUUUUCAGUCUAAAAACCUAUCUCAUUAUUACAUGUUAAUAUUGUUAUUAUAUCUAUAAUUAUGUUACUUUUAUUUUACAUUUUCUUACGAACAAACAGGUGAUGCUGAUGAUUGUGAAAGUGCUGAGCCACAAAGAAAGAUGCAAAGAACAAAUCAGCAAAGUAUAGCUACUUCAGACAAGACAUCUACACCCUCUACUUCCUGUUGUGGCAUGGUAACUUCAACACCUGCUAAAACACCACAAGGUACAAGUAUUGUGUGUAUCACCAUCUGUAUGCUUGGAAUACAGUUUGUUUAUUUAUAUAAUAUUUCUCAAAAGAUUCAAUGUGUAAUGUCAAAAUAAAACUUCUAGGUAGUGAAGAUUACAAACAAAUCCUUGAAUCAAUAAAUGAAGAGAAAUGGACAAAUUCAGAAAUGGAUUCAUCCACAGAUGAAACUUCAUCUACAGAAGGUAUAUAUCACAUAUCUGUGUAUAAUGUUCUCUGUCCUCACACUAUAAUCAUAGGCGUGCGCAGCCUUUUGCAUAAGGGUGUGCACCCUAAAGCACAAACACACACGCUGCGUGUAUAUAUACACACAUACACACACACACACUGCUGUGUGUGUGUGUGAGGGUGCGGUGUAUGUGUAAGGGUGCUGUGUGAGGGUGGUGUGUGUGUGUGUGUGUGAGGGUGCUGUUAGUGUGUGUGUGUGUGAGGGUGCUGUUAGUGUGUGUGUGUGAGGGUGCUGCUAGUGUGUGUGUGAGGGUGCUGCUAGUGUGGGUGCUGUUAGUGUUUGUGUGUCAGGGUGCUGUUAGUGUUUGUGUGUGAGGGUGCUGUUAGUGUUUGUGUGUGUGUGUGAGGAUGCUGUUAUUGUGUGUAUGUGUGAGGAUGCUGUUAUUGUGUGUAUGUGUGAGGAUGCUGUUAUUGUGUGCUGUGUGUAUGUGUGAGGGUAUUGUGUGUGUGUGUGUGUGUGAGGGUGCUGUUAGUGUGUGUAUAAGGGUGAUGUAUAUGUGUGUGGGGGACCGUUUAGUUAAUAUCCCCCCUCCCUUCUUAUCUUAUGUAAGGAGGGGGACCGUGCUGCUGUCUUCCCUGGUGGUCUCAGUGGUGAGAGUGAACUCUAGCCUGCAGGGCUAGAAUUCACUCUCGCGAGAUCUGAGCGUUGCCGCGGCAAUGCUCCGACCUCAUGAGAGGAACCCCGUGGAGCUGCUGGCAGGAGCUCCCCGGGUCCUCUCCUACCUCCCUCCCUGCGGGCCGGUGAGGGAGAUCUUUGAUCUCCCUCACCAGCCCAUGGAGGGAGGCACAUGGUGCGGGCCAUGGGGAUUAGGGUGUGCCCAGCCACACCCGGCACACCCUGUGCGCACGCCUAUGACUAUAAUGUAUUAAUAUGCUUAUUCUGCUACAAAAUGCAAUUUAUUUAUUUAUUUUCUGUACUUUUCUCCUUUUUCUUUUUUUUUUCUAUCAACUUCCUGUUUUGUCAGAUAUUGGUGCGGUGUAAGUGACAAGGACCUACACCUAUAAGUGGAGCGCUCAAACACAGAUAAAUCUUACCAAAACGUAGUCUCAUUCAAUGGUAAAAUAUGGGGUACAUGUCAACAUAAAAUACAAAAAAUACAAUAUAGUGUAGACGGUACUAAAAAAUGGCUUCACAGUGAUUAUAAUAAUAUUGUGUUGAAUAUUACACUCACAUUUCAAGGAGCCUGUAUAUAGAAAACACUGGCUCCGUAUAAAGGCUUGUGUGCUGUUAUGGUAGCACCACCCUCUACUUCGGCUUGAAGAAUUUCUCAGGAACACGAAAAAAAGAGAAGAAAGCAAACCAAUGUGUAGACUUAUGGUGAUAGAUGGCACAGAUAUGUGUUCAAUAAAUGGGGUGCUCACCUGGUCCUGAGCCUACGAAUCCCGGCUCUAGGUAUGUGGAUUUUGUGCCAGUUUGAAUGGGGAUGGCACUACCCCUGUGAGGAUUCCUUGGAGGCUCCAAAAGGAACUUGGAUGAGGUAUUGAAUAAAAAUGGUGAAUUUAUUAGUUUAAAAUAAACAUAAAAACAAAGAUGAUAAAAGUCCUCAAAUAAAAGUCCUUUAAAAAUGGCCAAUACGCGUUUCACUCUCAAAUAGAGCUUCUUCACACAGCUGACUGAAGAAGCUCUAUUUGAGAGUGAAACGCGUAUUGGCCAUUUUUAAAGGACUUUUAUUUGAGGACUUUUAUCAUCUUUGUUUUUAUGUUUAUUUUAAACUAAUAAAUUCACCAUUUUUAUUCAAUACCUCAUCCAAGUUCCUUUUGGAGCCUCCAAGGAAUCCUCACAGGGGUAGUGCCAUCCCCAUUCAAACUGGCACAAAAUCCACAUACCUAGAGCCGGGAUUCGUAGGCUCAGGACCAGGUGAGCACCCCAUUUAUUGAACACAUAUCUGUGCCAUCUAUCACCAUAAGUCUACACAUUGGUUUGCUUUCUUCUCUUUUUUUCGUGUUCCUGAGAAAUUCUUCAAGCCGAAGUAGGAGGGUGGUGCUACCAUAACAGCACACAAGCCUUUAUACGGAGCCAGUGUUUUCUAUAUACAGGCUCCUUGAAAUGUGAGUGUAAUAUUCAACACAAUAUUAUUAUAAUCACUGUGAAGCCAUUUUUUAGUACCGUCUACACUAUAUUGUAUUUUUUGUAUUUUAUGUUGACAUGUACCCCAUAUUUUACCAUUGAAUGAGACUACGUUUUGGUAAGAUUUAUCUGUGUUUGAGCGCUCCACUUAUAGGUGUAGGUCCUUGUCACUUACACCACACCAAUAUCUACUAAAUUUAUUCAGUGGAAUAGAGGAUAUUUCCACACUAGUGUAUUGAGCUGCCUGUAAAUCACUUUUUGACUCUUUUGAGCACUUUUGUUAUACACACUCCUCUGUAAAAAGAGGCAACCUUUGAUUGGUAUUCCUGUUUUGUCACUAUGUGAAUGUUGAAAAUUAAGAUCUGAUGGCAUCUUUACUAGGUGUUUUAUAGACAAGUAACAAUAAUAUGAACACAUUUUUCUUGGCAAGAUGUCUGGAUCCUGCAAAUCAGUGUCUAACUCACAAAUGAUUUAUUUUACUUUAGAUACAGAUGUUAUAAAACCAAAAGGUGUUCCAGCUACUGAACCAGGAACACAAGAUUUUCCUGUGCCACUUGAUGCUGUUAAAGGUACAUCUCGAACAGAAAACAUUAACACUAUAAAUAAGAAGAUAUUGACUUGUUGGUGUAAUGGAAUAAAAUGUCCAAGCAAGCUAUCAGAGCAUCCUGCUUGAUAUUUGACUGUUAUUUUGAUCUCUAACUAGAUUAAAGAGAGCAACAAUUAGAAACAGUAUCCUUGUACAUACUGUUACAUAGUUUUAUAGGUGAAAAAAGACUCAAAUCAAUCAAAUACACGCUUUCACACAUCCCUUUACUGAUCCAAAAGUCACAGUGAUGGGGGAUCUAAUGCGACGUAAGCAUUUAAGCUUCUCCAUAGGAAAGCAUUGAAUCAAUGCUUCCUAUGGGGAUUUGAAGACAUCAGAUGUCCUCAUGUAAAAAGUGAGGACGUCCAACGUUGUUUCACGGAGUUAAAGGGACACUACUCACCAAAACAACUUUGCUUAAUAAAGCCGUUUUGGUAUAUAUAUAUCAAGACCUCGCAGUCUCACUGCUCAAUUCUCUGCCAUUUAUGAGUUACAUCCCUUUGUUUAUGCAGCCCUAGAAACACCUUCCGGCAUGUAACUUGCACAGUCUUCCUAAACACUUCCUAUAAAGAGAGAUCUAAUUUUUACACAUCCUUUAUUGGAAAUUCUGUUUAAUUUAGAAUUUCUUAUCUCCUGCUCUGUUAAUAGCAUGUUUGAUCCCGUAGGAACCUCCUGUUUGUGAUUAAGGUUCAAUUUACAAAGCAUGAGAUAUAAACUUCUAAAACAAGUUAACAUCUACAUGAAAAUGAAACCAUUUUCCUUGCAGGUUGUGUGCAUAAACAGAAUGAUUAAUCUCCUAAACGGCAGAGAAUUGAGCAGUGAAACUGCCGGAACAUGAUUUAUAUAUCAAAACUGCUUAAUUAAGCUAAAGUUGUUCUGGUGCAUGUAGUGUCCCUUUUAACUCUGUUAUUGAACAUGAAGUGACUCUAGUGGCUGUCUGGAAAACAGAGAUGGACUUCACACUGCAUUAUAAACAUUGCAGUUUAUCUUAAACUGCAAUGUUUUGCAUUGCAUAGUUCAGGGAGCAGGGGCACUUCACCCAUACCACUUCAAUGAGAUGAAGUGGUCUGGAAGCUUAACCCCUUAAGGACACAUGACAUGUGUGACAUGUCAUGAUUCCCUUUUAUUCCAGAAGUUUGGUCCUUAAGGGGUUAAAGUGUCCCUUUUAACUAUUAUAUCCUUUUUUUUGGCCUCUUGCAGAUAUGACAGGUCUGUCACCUUGUUACUUAUAAUGAAAGAUUUUGUAGCUCCAACUGUGUUUUUUGUGUUAUCAAACUGGCUUGAUGCCCAGCUUCGUCAGUAAAAUGUUUAGACUAUAGACGCCAUGCUGUGCCGUUAGAGAAAGUACUACUGUACUGAGAGAGUACUAAACCAUUGUGGGAUUCAAAAGUUCUUACCACUCGCACAUAAUCACAGACUGGGCAUCCUAUGGUACUGUGGUUAACAGGGCCGUCUUUAAGGAGGGGCAAACGGGGCAGCUGCCCUGGGCCCAGUUACUCAUGGGGGGCCCAAAGCAGCUGCCCCGUGGGCCCCGUCGCCUGCAAUAAAAAAUUAUUUUUUUAAAAAUAUUUCCCUACCUAAUGGGCCCGCGGUGCUAGUAUUGCGGCUGUACCGCCACCCGCACACUAAGGGGGCCCACAAGGUGAAGCAACGCUCAUAUCCAUAUUGCUUGUUGUAAUCUGGACAACUGCAGAAUCGUAUUGGUUUUCCAGGCUCUCGCUAUGAGCUGCUGUCCAGUCAGGAUAAUAUGCAUUAUUCGUUUCCGUUUAAAUUUGGGCAUGUAUCUUGGAAUAUCUAGGAGGAGAAAGGUUAAGGUGUUAAAUGUAACCGGUUGCACUGUCACUUUCACUUUAAGGGUGUGAAUCUCUCUUUUUAACUGAAUAUUUCUAUAUUUGCCCACACACCUAUAAAAUUACAUGCUUUGCAUUCUAGUCACUCCUGAUGCAUAUACUUGAUAAAUGUAGCUAGAGGAGAAAACCAACUUUUUUUUUUCUUUUUAUGUUUAUCAGAAAUGUCAGUAAAAGGUUUGAAAGGGAGCUUUCUUACUUAGUUUUUUUGUGCUGUUUUUUUUUCUCCAAAGUAACAUUUAUGAAAUCUGCCAACCACUAUUUAUGCCAUUUACAUCCUAAUCAUGCUUGUUGAAACUGUUUUGCUGAAAUACUCAAUAAUUUGAGUUAUUAUGCUAAAAGCUUCCUUGACAAAAUGUUUUUCUAUUUAUUUGAAAUAAAAAGAACAGUGGAACAAAAUGCUUGUCAAUGUCAAGAAAAGCGAUCAUGAUAAGUUACAUAGGGAGGUGCAAAAGGCAAAAAUCACCCAGCACAUGCAACUCCCGUCUUCUUUCAACAUAACACAGAACGUUAUUCACUAAACUGGGAACUAACCAAUAAGUUGUUAGAAAAAUAAAGUUGGCCAUUUUUCCAGGCUGGCUUCUAUGGUGUGUAUUCUAAAAACAGUGAAUUGUGGUGUAUUGAAAAGUAAAUGCAAAAUUCAAACCAAAAUAACGGACUUGGAAAAAUUCUUAAACUCCAUUUAAGGCAUAGCUUGGCUAUUUACCCUGUUUCUCUCCCAAUUUAACUUGCUUAAUCGUUUCGUUUUUUUAAAAAGCUUGAAUAGAUUCGUGAAAUAUAUCAAACUUUUUUUUUUACUUUUUAGGAACAAAUGAUUAUGAAACAUGUUGCAAGAAAAAGAAUAAUUGGUAAAUAUGAAGUAUAUAAGUUUGACUCGUAAACAUUAAAGUUAAGAAUUAUUUUUUUUUAACUACACGGAACAGCUAGAGAAUAGAAAGGUUAAACAGGGUAAAUAUGCUGAAGACACAAUGUAACACUAAGAGUGUAUCAAUAGUGCAUAAAUAAAGAUCAGUAUAGCAAAGUAUUAAAUGCCUGUACAAUCAAAAAAGAAAAUCAAUAAGAAAAACAGUCCCGGAACAGCAAGCCACGGUUAUUGGGUACUCAUGUCACUCUCCGUAGGGGGCCCCUCACACAGAUGAAACUCCGGAGUAGUGUUAAGUCCCGUUCCUGCCGUCCACGAGUCCUGGAAGAUUCACGCCAAAAUUAGGGUGAGGAUAUGGGGACAGAGAGAUCAAACCUCCAAUACCCCAGAGCGAGCUGCCGGGGGAUCUGCCAAAACCAUGCCACCUAUAAAAGGAAGGCCAUCGGCUCCGGCAGCACACCUGGUUAGUAUCGAACCUCACCGGGUUGGUGGAGCACGCCAAUCUGUGCACCCGUAUACUCUCCACACUACCAAUAUACCAAUACCGCAGCCAUCAGGGAGUUUUCUACAGGAGCUGUCUUUUUAAUUUUACCAUGGCCUUUUUUGAAGCUUCCGCACGCGGUAUUGGUAUAAUGGUAGUGUGGAGAGUAUACGGGUGCACAGAUUGGCGUGCUCCACCAACCCGGUGAGGUUCGACACUAACCAGGUGGACUGCCGGAGCUGAUGGCCUUCCUUUUAUAGGUGGCAUGGUUUUGUCAGAUGCCCCGGCAGCUCGCUCUGGGGUAUUGGAGGUUUGAGCUCUCUGUCCCCAUAUCCUCACCCUAAUUUUGGCGUGAAUCUUCCAGGACUUGUGGACGGCAGGAACGAGACUUAACACUACUCCGGAGUUUCAUCUGUGUGAGGGGCCCCCUACGGAGAGUGACAGGAGUACACAAUAACCGUGGCUUGCUGUUCCGAGACUGUCUUAUUGAUUUUAUGUUUUUUGAUUAUACCAAUAUUCAAUUAUUUUUUACUUCGUUAUAUUGAUCUUUAUCUAUGCACUAUUGAUACACUUUUAGUGUUGCAUUGUGUCUUCGCCAUAUUUACUGUGUAUAGGUGAUUCACCACUUACUUUGGGUUUAUUCCUUUAGACCAGCAUUUCCCAAUUGGUGUUCCGCGGAACACAAAUUGGGGUUCCGCCCAAAAAUUUGAAAAUAAAAUGGCAUCGAGGGAGCAGUGAGCUCCCUCGCACGCACAGCAGUGAUGCCGGAGUCGGAAUAUGACGUCACUCCGGCAUCACUAAGAGGCGCGCGAGGGAGCUGAGCAGGGAGAUCAGAGCUCGCUGCCUGCUUCCACGAUGUUGAUACACUAUGUCAAAGGGUUCCACGGGAAAAAUUAAUUGGAAACCCCUGCUUUAGACUAUUCUUAGGUUCAAAGACCCUAUCAGAUUGCUGCUCCCAUUGAAUUUGUGAUUAAACUUCAUUUUUAUUCUUAUUUUGGUGCGCUCACUAGUAUUUACUUGUUGUUUUACAUAUAUGAGAAGUCGCUCUGUUAGUGAUGCUGCCCAAAUUUGAUUGAUUUUAUCAAUUGACUACCUAUUUUCUAAUAGGCUAAAUCAAGCAUUAGUUUCAAUGUUUAGUGCAUGUGUUUUAUUCUUCUGCUCGCAAAUCCCAAUUACUGUGGUUUGUUUUUGUUUACGGUAAACUAGUCCAUGAAGCUGGAAAAGUCCUUGUUUGAAACAGUCAUCCACAUCAUGUGUCAAUGUUGAUUAUUUUCAGUCAAGAUGUUAUGCAUUAGCAAAGUGGAGUUGAUAUUGUAGUCACCUUUGUUUGUCUGUUAUUAGUUGUGUCAGGGUGUGUGUGUGUGUGUGUUUAUUUAUAUAUAUAUAUAUAUAUGUGUGUGUGUGUGUAUAUAUAUAUAUAUAUAUAUAUAUAUAUAUAUAUAUAUAUAUAUAUAUACCGUAUAUACUCGUGUAUAAGUCGAUCUCAUGUAAAGUCGAGUGCAGUUUUGUGACCAACAAUUGUGAAAUAUGCUAUGCCUCGUGGAUAAGUCGAGGGUUAAACUUGGGGCUAUGAAAUUCUGUGAUUUUUAUAAUUAUAUACACACACACUCGAGGGUAAAACUUGGGGCUAUGAAAUUCUGUGAUUUUUUUUAUAAUUAUAUACACACACACUCCCAUAAUUACAAACACACACACUGCAUUAUAUACACACACAUUCAUACAAACACACACUCUGCAUUAUACACACACACACUCAUACACACACUCUGCAUUAUACACACACACACUCAUACACACACUCUGCAUUAUACACACACUCUCAUACACACACACUCAUACACACACUCUGCCUUAUGCACACACACUCUGCAUUAUACACACACUCUCAUACACACUCUGCAUUAUACACACACACUCGUACACACACUCUGCAUUACACUCGUACACACACUCUGCAUUAUACACACACACACUCUGCAUUAUACACACACACUCGUACACACACUCUGCAUUAUACACACACACAUUCGUACACACACUCUGCAUUAUACACGCACACACUCAUACAAACACACACUCUGCAUUAUAUAAUGCAAAGUGUGUGUGUGUAUAUAAUGCAGAGUGUGUGUUUGUAUGAGUGUGUGUAUAAUGCAGUGUGUGUAUACAAUGCAGAGGGUGUGUUUGUGUGAGUGUGUGUUUGUGUGUGAACUGGGUGGGGGAGGGCAUUUUUAUUAUUUUUAAUUUUAAUAUUUUAAUUUUUUUAUUUUAGUAUUUUAUUUACUUUUUUAAUUUUAAUAUUUUCAUUUUUUUAUUGUAAUAUUUUUUUUUAUUAUUAUUUAAUUUUUAUUUUCAUCCCCCCUCCCUGCUUGUUAGCUGGCCAGGGAGGGGGGGCUCUUAUUCCCUGGUGGUCCAGUGGAUGGGCUGUGUAGGAGGGGGGCUGGCAGAGAGCUGUUACUUACCUUUCCCGCAGCUCCUGUCAGCUCCCUUCUCCUCUGGUCCUAUCAGCUCCACUGCAAGUCUCGCGAGAGCCGCGGGGUCAGAGCGUUGCCACAGGUUACCGUGGCAACGCUCCGCGCAGCAGUCACACCGCGAGACUUACAGUGGAGGAGAAGGGAGCUGACAGGAGCUGCAGGAAGGUAAGUAACAGCUAUCUGCCAGCCCGGGCUUGUAAUGAGCCUGGCGGUCCUGGUCUGUAUUAUGGCAAUGUAAGUUGCCAUAAUACAGACACUGACUCGAGUAUAAGUCGAGUGGGGGUUUUUCAGCACAAAUAAUGUGCUGAAAAACUAGACUUAUACUUGAGUAUAUAUGGUAUUCCUUUUCUUUUUUUCUUUGUUUGUUUUGUUUUUUCCCUCUGGUGAUAUUCAGGAGAUUAAAGUUUGUGUAUGUGCACCUGUAUUUAAAAAAAAAAUAUUAAUGAUUUGAAGUUUAAUACAAAUCUGCAGCUUCUCCAAUGAGUGCUCACCAGGCCAUGAACUAGCUGAACCCAAUCCUCAUGGACUAUUAUUUUUCUGUUCAAACUUUAUGUAUAAUUUGUUCAGCAUUUUUAUAGAAAUAGGACAUAUGUAGGACUAAGUUGCUGAAAACCCAGCCGUCAGCUGGAAUCAUAACCUGUUUACAGCUAAUAAGGCUAAGUAAUAGAAGCCACAGUGAGGUUAAUUAAUACAUCCACAUAUGCAGCUCCUGAAAAAGUAUUCAUAGAAUGCUGUGGGUGAGCUUGUACUUUCGUUAAGGAUACUGCUCUUAAACUUGAUUAAGUACUGUAGUGGAUCCUGCUUGUGAAACAAUUCUCAUUGUAAAAAAUAUAGUUGCAUAAUAGGAAUAGACACAGAAGGUAAAAAUCAAAGUCAGUUCUGAUGAAUUCCAAAACCAUUAAAACCAUUUGUCCCACAGGAGUGAAGAAGCUAAACGUGAGUCAGAAAGGAGCAAUCAGGAGGUAAGACAAUGACAUGUCAUAUUAAAUGUAAAAAAGAUUGUGCAUGUGCAUAGACUCUCUGAAUUGCAUGUUCCCAGUGAUAGUGACGCAUCUGUUGUAUGCCAUUGCAUCUUCACAAGUGGCUGUUUUAUGUCAGG
Molecule: messenger RNA, 22180 nt
Organism: Pelobates cultripes (western spadefoot toad)
Lineage: Eukaryota; Metazoa; Chordata; Amphibia; Anura; Pelobatidae
Source: the annotation of a GenBank genome assembly